Tilletiopsis washingtonensis is the source of this 507-nucleotide messenger RNA. RefSeq names its product putative DNA-directed RNA polymerase II 14.5 kDa polypeptide. The coding region runs from base 1 to 372 and encodes 123 amino acids. Gene Ontology annotation, cellular component: RNA polymerase II, core complex. Gene Ontology annotation, molecular function: zinc ion binding; DNA-directed RNA polymerase activity; nucleic acid binding. The record is from RefSeq and is a predicted model, not a curated record. The transcript has 3 exons. Lineage: Eukaryota; Fungi; Basidiomycota; Exobasidiomycetes; Entylomatales. Gene Ontology annotation, biological process: transcription-coupled nucleotide-excision repair; maintenance of transcriptional fidelity during transcription elongation by RNA polymerase II; transcription initiation at RNA polymerase II promoter.
AUGUCCACCUCGCUCUCCUACUGUGCCGACUGUGCCAAUCUCCUCUAUCCGCGCGUCGACCACGCCAACCACGUGCUGCUCAACGCCUGCCGCAACUGCCCCUACUACGAGGAGGCACAGAGCAACCUCGUCUUCCGCAACGACCUCAUGAGCGUGUCCAAGGAACAGGCCGGCGUCACCGACGGCCUCGCAAAGGACCCGACGCUGCGGCGCACGGCGGAGCUCGAGUGCCCCAGGUGUGGACGCGCCGAAGCAGUGACGUUUCAAGAUCAAGGCAAGCGUGUGGCAAACCGCAUGAUUCUCUUCUACGUGUGCGCGAGCUGCCAGCAUACAUUCAACGCUCCAGGCAUCACUCCCGGACAGCGGAAAUGAAGGCGCGUGUCUCUCUCUCUGUUCUUUCGCGCGCGCAAACAAACACGAUUGGAGCUACUACUUGGGAGCCACGGCCGACUCUGAGAGAGAGAGAGAGAGAGAGAGAGAGAGAGAGAGAGAGAGAGAGCAGGGGAG